GACAUAAAAUCAGAAAUUUUAGCGCGCGUCCCAACUGUUUGAGCGGUUUUUGUCCUUUCUUACUUUUUCUGUAUUUGUAAAUUAUAAUCUUUCAGACAACUUCCGAAAACCAUGAAGAAAAUUAUUCUCGCUGUCUUUUUACUAUUUGUCAUUGGAAAGGAAGUGAUGUCGCAAGAUUGCAGUCAGAAUGGUGAAUCGUGUGAAGAUGGCAAACCGUGCUGUGAUGGUCUUGGAGUUGGCGUGUGCAAACGACUUGAGUAUGGACCUCCCUUAUGUCUUUGUGUGAACGACGGCUGGUUGGCGUCGUGUUCAUCGCAUGCCGAAUGCUGUAAAGGCUAUUGCAACAGUCGAGGAUAUUGUGGUUGUAUUGAAUCUGGUAGAUGGUGCACCCAUGGGCAAUCGGAAGAAUGUUGUGGAAGACCGAGCAUCACCGACGGCCAUUUGAUUAAAACUUGCACAAAAGCAGUUCCUCUUCACGACGAGUGCUACUAGUUAUAUAGUUUUUCAAUGAC
This is a messenger RNA of Bradysia coprophila, 512 nucleotides long. RefSeq lists its product as uncharacterized. The record is from RefSeq and is a predicted model, not a curated record. NCBI's taxonomy places the organism in Eukaryota, Metazoa, Arthropoda, Insecta, Diptera, Sciaridae.